This is a messenger RNA of Alternaria rosae, 657 nucleotides long. RefSeq lists its product as uncharacterized. Bases 1 to 657 code for a protein of 218 amino acids. The record is from RefSeq and is a predicted model, not a curated record. NCBI's taxonomy places the organism in Eukaryota, Fungi, Ascomycota, Dothideomycetes, Pleosporales, Pleosporaceae. The transcript is spliced from 2 exons.
AUGUUUCCAAUAUAUCCACACAUGCCAAUGAUUCCUCUCCAACCUUUUGUGCACGCAAUACCGCAGAUGCAAAUGCAGAUACCACUGCAACAGAUCCCGCUGCUUGCACCACUACCACCUCUGCUACCACCUCAACAGCAUUUCCAGCAGCUGCAGCCUCAAACGCUACUUCUUCAACCCCUUCCUCCCCAUCGCCAUGCCCAACCCUUGAUGCCACCUCCUGCAUUACCAGUCCAGAAAACCCUUUACAUUCUGUCCUAUUCCACCGAAGUCCUCAAACGUCACCCAAACGCCGAAGCACAACUUAUGCAACAACAUGUACCCUCCAAUCUUCCAGCUCUGAUCACGAUAUACUGCCACAAAUGGCGUGCCCCACCCCGCGAAAUAUGUGACAGAUACUCCGGCAUAAGUCCGCAGGUACAGCAGUUUAUACUGGGCAGUCGGACGGCGAUGGGAGAGAUUAACAAAGCCAUCACCGCCAUAGCGAACCACUUCAACGCUGGAAACCAGGUUGCUUCGAUACAGACUACGUGUCACGCGGGUAUGCAUCGGAGUGUUGCAGCGGCGGAGAUUGUAGCGAAUGAGACGAGGAGGAGGAGCGUAAACGUUGUGGUCAGACAUGCGCAUCGGAGGAGGGGGGUUGGUGAUGCGCGGUAG